GGUUUGUCCCGCGGAGAGAGAGGAGGAGGAGGAGGAAGUAAGUGAGGGGAGCGCCGAGGCCGGAGGGGCAGGGGGCUGCUCCGUGCCUCCGCUGCCGCCCUGCUCCCCCGCCGUCUCCCUGGAACCCGCCGGGCCCACCGCGGAGGGCUGGCUGCGAACUCUGCCGGCGGCCCGAGCCCGAGCCCGAGCCCGGGAGUGCCUGCAGCUCCCGCGGCCCCGGGAGCGCGGGGAGAGCCGGCAGGAAUUCACGGACCCCUCUCUGCUAAGGAGUUGCUUUUAGCUACCUAAGAUGAGGAUCCGGCUGGCGAGAAGAUGGACGUGGGUCCGUAAAAGCUGCGUGUUCCUCGGCUUCUUAAUGAUCGCUUACUUUGUGGUCGAGCUGUCCGUUUCUUCCUUCGGUGCCUCCCUUGCCGGCAAGAGCAUCACUAAAGGGAAAUGGGAGAGGCGCUUUUCUGACAGAGCAGAAGCAGCUGUCGAUUUGGCUCGUCCAGUUUAUGACAAACCCCCACCCGAUCCUUAUGCUCCAGGAGAAUGGGGUAAACCCUCUCGUCCACAGCUGAGUCCCGAGGAAAAGAAACAGGAAGAAGAGCUGAUUGAGAAGUAUGCAAUAAAUAUUUAUUUAAGUGAUAAAAUUUCCCUCCACCGGCACAUUGAAGAUAAUCGAUUGAGUGGUUGUAAAGCUAAAUCUUAUAACUACAGAAGACUGCCCACGACAUCUGUUAUAAUUGCUUUCUACAAUGAAGCCUGGUCAACACUGCUGCGGACGAUACAUAGUGUUCUUGAGACAUCACCUUCAGUGCUUCUGAAAGAAAUUAUACUGGUGGAUGACCUGAGUGAUAAAGUGUAUUUGAAGGCUGAACUCGAAAAAUACAUAAGCAGUCUGAAAAGGGUUCGCUUGAUAAGAACCAACAAACGAGAAGGAUUGGUUCGUGCACGCUUGAUUGGUGCUACCUUUGCUACUGGUGAUGUUCUCACAUUCCUGGAUUGUCACUGUGAGUGUGUUUCCGGCUGGCUGGAACCGCUGCUCGAGAGGAUUGCUGAGAAUGAGACUGUUAUUGUUUGUCCUGUCAUUGACACCAUUGACUGGAAAACAUUUGAGUACUACAUGCAGACGGCAGAGCCCAUGAUUGGGGGGUUUGACUGGCGGCUGACGUUCCAGUGGCACUCGGUGCCCAAACACGAACGUCUCAGGCGCAAAUCUGAAACGGACCCAAUCAGAUCCCCAACUAUGGCUGGGGGCUUGUUUGCUGUCAGCAAAAAGUACUUUGAGUACCUGGGAACCUAUGAUACAGGAAUGGAUGUUUGGGGAGGGGAGAACUUAGAAUUGUCAUUUAGGGUUUGGCAGUGUGGAGGCAUGUUGGAAAUUCAUCCGUGCUCCCACGUGGGCCAUGUGUUUCCAAAGCGUGCGCCCUAUGCUCGACCAAAUUUCCUUCAGAACACGGCACGUGCUGCUGAGGUGUGGAUGGAUGAGUUCAAAGAUCACUUUUACAACAGAAAUCCUUCAGCAAGGAAAGAAAACUAUGGAGACAUUUCUGAAAGAAAGAUUCUUAGAGAGCGUUUGAAAUGCAAGAGUUUUCACUGGUAUUUAAAAAACAUAUUUGCUGAGUUGCACGUACCAGAAGAUCGUCCUGGCUGGCACGGGGCCAUCCGCAGCACAGGAAUACCUUCAGAGUGCCUUGACUAUGUCUUACAGGAGCAUAAUCCUACUGGCUCUCACCUUUCUCUCUUUGGCUGUCAUGGUCAGGGAGGCAACCAAUUUUUUGAAUAUACAUCAAAUCAGGAGAUAAGAUUUAACUCAGUAACUGAGCUAUGUGCUGAAGUCCCUGAGCGGGAGGACUACAUAGGUAUGAGGAGCUGCCCAAAAGAUGGAUCUCCUAUCCCAGAAAUUAUUAUCUGGCACUUCAAAGAAGAUGGGACUAUUUAUCAUCCUCAUUCAGGGAAGUGCCUUACUGCUUAUCGUACGACUGAGGGGCAUGCUGAUGUGCAAAUGAGAACUUGUAAUGCUGGAGAUAAAAAUCAGAUUUGGAAAUUUGAGAAAUAAUCGCUGCUGGUAGUAUGAAUUGAAUGGACUCUAAAAGCUCUCCAAGCUUUUUACACAUGUGAGCAGAUAGCAAUGUUUAAACACCUUGGAAUGUUUUCAGAUGUGUCUGUAGUGGUGUAGGAACUGUCUACUGUGAUGAACUGUAUGGAAAGAAAAAGUAAAUAAUGGGAUUUGGUUUCUAAAACAUGGAUUAGAGCAUCUAAUGCCUUUUAUUUUUGUAAAAUUUUGAUCCAUUAUUACUUUGCUCAGUCUUGAUAAUGGUAAAACAAAGGCUUCGGAGUCUGAGGAGGGAUUUUUUUUCAUCUUAAAAUUAUGCAGUAAUCCUGCAAGAUAAUGUUACAUGUAAACAAAAAAUUUUUACUUACAGAAGUAAAAGUUAAGGUUCUUGCAGUGGUAUUAGCUGACCUGUGUUGCAGAUACAUUAUAAAAUAUGUAUCUAGCACCCAAAGUAAUGCUACAGUAGCAUGUUAUUGAAUGGACUGUGAUGUGGAAAGUUGAAUCUAAGCCUUGUAAUAGUCUGCAUUUUUCUGGGAAUGUACAUGCUGUUAAGGGUACUAUAUUAUAUAGAAGAACAGGAAGUUUUUUACUAGAAGAGCUUUGGCACUGCUUUGCAUUCUUGUACCUAUUGUAAAAAUCUUACCCCAUGGGGCUUAGCCAGGAGCUCUCAUGCAUUUAGAGGAGAGUGUGGUAGCAGUGGAACCAAAGACAUGCUGGUGAUAUCACAAAUGGAAGAAGUAGGGAUGUCUACAAGUAAGAAUUUUGUUUAAAGGCAAUGGGGAAGGAAAGAAACCACAAGAUUGCCUUAGCUACUACUGUUUAUUAGCUAUAUAUUUAAUGUAUACAUUGACUCUGUGAAAGCUUUUCCAUGUUCAGCCCCAUAUCCUAGGGACACAAAAGUUAGGUGACCUAGACCGUGUUUAGGUUUUUGGUGGGUUUUUUUGUUUUGUUUUUUUUGUUGUCGUUGUUUGUUUGUUUGUUGGUUUUUUUUUUUUCAUUUGGUCAGCAGAGUAGAGGAAGGUAACAUAGAGGAAAAUUUGGAUUGUUUUAUUUUAUUUUUUGUGUUUUGGCCACAGCUGGCAUGGGUCAGCCCUAGGAAGAGAAAUAAUACAGCAUAAGGUGCCUCUUUCUAGUCUAAACAAUAUCACUGGAGACCUUGGAUAAGGCUGGGAAGCUGAAGCUUCUGACAUGAGGAAAGUUGAAAAGACAAAGAACAGCUUGCAGGAAACUAAGAUUUGUUGGUAAGGUGGUUCACAGGAUUACUUAUUUAGGGUUUUUUUUUUCUGUUAUUCUGAGUUUUUGAAGAAUACUGAUUCUUGAAUCAUGUCACUAAUCUGUUUUGAUUGUGAUUAUAGAUGGUAGAUGUGAUAGAUACAUUGUGUACUUGAAAAAAAAAUUGUGUUAGUAUCUGUAUUUUAGUUUCAUAAGAUUUAAGUUGAACACUUUUCUUAAUGUGUUAGGCAUUCCAGCUGUUUUGAUUACUUUCACUGAGGUGAUAAAUUAUCUUCAGUAGCCAUAGUGUAGUUAAGUCUUUACAUGGGGCUGGUAGGUAGAAACUUAAGCUGGUGAGCACCAGGAAUCUGGAUACUUGAGGAAUGUAGUGGAUGUGUAUUUGCUACAGGUGUUAGUAGGUAGAAGGAUUAAAAAGGGAUGAGUGAGACUUAAUGUAGUAGAAGUUUUGCCAAAAAUAAAGUUACAGUAAGUUAGAACAUAUUCUUAAAUCUUAGUGACUUGAAAGCUUUGAGAGGUUUAGGUGGGAGCAGGUUAAGAGAGAAGGUGAACAGAAGAAAAUUUGGAGCUUGGAAUGCAGCAUUGAAUCAUGCUAAAAGUGCUUGCCACUGUGUGGCAUGGAUUCUUUUAAGACUUUAAUUUAUUUUUAGGCAGUUACUUAUAAUUUGAUUUUUCUCCCUUUUUCAUCUUCCUUUUUCCCCCCCUAAGUUUUUUUUGGUUCUUGUUGGGUUUUUUGUUUGUUAAAAAAAAAAGAAAGGGAACUUUUUACUACAUAAGAGAAACAUUCCUGAAAAUUUGCAUUCCACUUUGCAGCAGGAAUUCUUUUGUAGACCUGCAAGUUAUGAACCAUUUAUCAAAUUUUAAAAGGUAACCAGUUGUUAUGUACUGGGGCAAUAAAUUAUAUAAAGUAUGUGCUUUUGUGAAAAGUUUGCUGUAGGCUGUUAAAUUCAAUAGAAAUGACAGGAAAAAGGCCUAGGUUCUCCUUUGUGGCAGAUCAUAAAUAGUAAGUGCAAUGCAUUUUUCUUCAGAUGAAAGUAAUUAAAUGGUGUGAAUAUAGACUAUGCAAAUUUUAUACAGUUAUUUUUUAGCACUUGGCAAAAACUGCUUUUCAUAUAAAGAAAUACCUUCAAUUUAAACCUGACAUUCAAAGUGUUCCUUAUCUAUCGAAGCAAUAAUUAUAAGUGAAUCUGCCUCUGAGUUUGAAAAGUUUUUCUCUCUAUGUAUCUGAACCCUUCCUCCUCCCUCUAAAUUUUUUGGAGUUAUUUAGAAACAAACUGGGGAGAACACAAAAAGCCCAAAUUAAAUGACCUGGCCCUAAAACCAAAAAAGUUAAAAAUCUUCCCAAUGUGAAUAAAAAAUCAUGCAAGUAAAAGGAGGAGGGACUAGAGAAAGGGAGAGAAAGAAAGAAGGAAAAAACAACACCUUACCAUUUCAAUACUCCUAUCCAAUUAUUUUUCAGUAUGUACAGAUUUCUGGAAAAUCUGAAACUCUGAAUGGUUUUCUAUUUUGUUAGACUUUGAAGAUUUGGUGAACUCUUGUAUAUAUUUUAAACUACUGAUUCUAAGUUACUUAAAAGAAAUUGAAUGUAAACUUAACACUGAAUAAAUGUGGAGGGCUUUGGGAUUUCUUUUGUAAAAAUAAAAUCCAGAAAAUUAA
This is a messenger RNA of Ficedula albicollis (Collared flycatcher), 4924 nucleotides long. It is a transcript of the gene GALNT4, whose product is annotated as polypeptide N-acetylgalactosaminyltransferase 4. Bases 290 to 2041 code for a protein of 583 amino acids. The record is from RefSeq and is a predicted model, not a curated record. NCBI's taxonomy places the organism in Eukaryota, Metazoa, Chordata, Aves, Passeriformes, Muscicapidae. Gene Ontology annotation, cellular component: Golgi apparatus. The transcript is spliced from 2 exons.